ACUUAUCUACCAAACAUGGUACAAUACCUCAUUGAACAGAAGGGCUGGAAUCCUGCCGGACUAAAACAAAACUCAAUUGAUUCUCCUUGUGGAAUGAACACUCAGUGUAUGAUCCAACUCGGCAACACGAAUCUCAAGGUUGAUAGCAUCAUCUUACUAUUCAAUGGUCUAAGUUCACUUGUUCAGACUCUUUUACUGACAACCAUUGGUUCUCUGGCCGAUUAUGGCAACAAUGGACCUAACAUUCUGUUGGCUAUUACAGUUGUUUCAUGUACAUCUCAAAUAGUUUUCUUGGUUUUCAAUGAAACCUCAAGUGAUUAUUGGGGUUUAGCUAUGCUAGUCUGUCUGAUCUUCCAAGUGUCCUAUGGAGCCUCGCUUACAUUCUAUUGGGCGUAUUUCCCCAUUCUGGCAGCCAAUGACUCAAAGGUUCGGACUGCGCGCCAUGAAUUAGGGGUAGAUAGCCCAGAUUACCAAGUAAUAGAAUCUAUGAUGCGCAACCACAUCUCAACUGUAUCUACUGCAUGGUCCAACAUUGGCUUCUUUAGUAUCUCAAUCAUACUCAUCGGCACCGGGUUCGGUUUGGCUGCAGCUUAUCACACCGACUGGCAAAGUUUACCAGCAUAUUCGAAUUCGAUCUUUAGUGCCAUAUGUGGAGGUUACUGGCUACUAUUUUCGAUUCCAUGGUUUGUUUUCCAAAAACAUAGACCUGGUCCUCCCUUACCAGACGAAGCAAACUACUUGACAUUUGGCUGGAAAAGAGGCAAUUACUUUUUUCUUUCAUAUAUAUUUACAUGCACACUACCCCAGACAUUUGCCUACUUGAUUGGCUAUUUUCUCUUAAAUGAUGCCAUAAGUAGCACAAAUACUCUCACACAGAUAAUUUCGAACCGAAUCACCAAUUUCGAUGGUGUAUUGCAAACCUAUCUCAAUCUUGUCCAAUCAGUAUGUUCAAUCAUCGGCUGUUUUGUAUUCCUGUACGUCCAGAAGUAUCUUGGCUGGUCAGCAAAAACAAUGCUGCUGAUCUCUAUUGGUAUGACACUUCUGAUUCCGGUCUGGGGAUGUAUUGGCAUCAAAAGCUCGGUUGUUGGAUUUCGCCAGGUGGGUGAACUAUGGGUCUAUCAAGCCUGGUUUGGGCUUUUUACAGCUCCAUUCUACGCUUACUCCCAAACGAUGAUGUCAGAGCUUAUCCCAACAGGGCAUGAAAACAUGUUUUUUGGUUUGUUUGGUAUAACCGGAAAAUUAUCCCAAUUCUUCGGACCGCUCGUAGUCAGCAGUAUCACAGAAACUACCAAUGCUCGACAAGGGUUCAUCGUUUGCGCAAUCUGCCAAUUCCUACCUUUGAUUAUCAUUGGCUAUAUUGAUAUGCGCAGAGCCGAGAUGCAUAUCAGGGUUUAC
Molecule: messenger RNA, 1395 nt
Organism: Phycomyces blakesleeanus NRRL 1555(-)
Lineage: Eukaryota; Fungi; Mucoromycota; Mucoromycetes; Mucorales; Phycomycetaceae
Exons: 5
Source: RefSeq, a predicted model, not a curated record